Nannizzia gypsea CBS 118893 is the source of this 1959-nucleotide messenger RNA. RefSeq lists its product as hypothetical. The record is from RefSeq and is a predicted model, not a curated record. The transcript has a single exon. Bases 1 to 1959 code for a protein of 652 amino acids. Lineage: Eukaryota; Fungi; Ascomycota; Eurotiomycetes; Onygenales; Arthrodermataceae.
AUGAGCAAGCCGAUAUCUUUUGACCAGGUGACAAAUAACCUAGAGCAGAUCCUUACAGACCCGUCGACUUCACUCGAUGUUCACAUCAUCGACAAGCUAGGAGCUGAGGUGGUGGCUCAGACAGACCACGAUCUCUCCAAGAAGCUGAUUACUCUGAUAUCCCGCGUCCUUCCGGUGCUGCAGGAGGAUCCAAGCCCCAUCACAGCUCUGGCAACAAAAGUUGCCAGGUUUCUAAGCUUUUCAGAACUUCUGUCAAUCGAUCCCCCCAUCGAUUUCAUUGCUGGAAUCAGGGCCGGUUACCCCCCGAUCAACUCCCUCGUACUUUGUCUGCUCGCAAAAGCAAGCGAGUCCCCAAGCCAUGUUGCCGAUGUUGCUGGAAACGCAGAUCUAGUCAGAUCUCUUAUAGAGCUGUGGCUAUCGUCCGAUGACUCUGGGGUAUCACAGGCAACUUUUGAUGUGCUCUGGUCUCUGCUGGAGGCGGACCACUUAGUUUCAAAUAACACACAUGGGAGAUCCAAUAAUGAAUAUCCGCAGAAUGGGCCGAUGUGGCAGAGAAUAUUUCAGGACAAAUCGACCUAUAAACUCUUCUUUUCGAUAUGUUCCCUGCGCACGGUAGGACAAGAUGGACAGAUCAGCGCUCGACAAAAGACGGUUGCUCAGGGGAGAUUGAUGGAGUUCGUUGUCAAAGUUGGAUCUGCCAACUGGGGAGCUAUAUCAAACUCGCAUUUCCCUGAUGUUGAAUCAUCCUUCCAGAGCGAGAGCUUGUUGAGCUUUGCCGCUCUUCAGAUGGUUGACACGAAUGACCUCCUACUCCACAUGACUCUCCUACAAUUUUUUCGACAGCUGCUUGAAAUUAAUGCUCCUGGACUGCAUCACAGUUUUGGCAAGACAUCUAGCCCAAUCCCUGCGUUCUCAUCUCCAUCACUGGAGUUUCUCAUAACCAAUGGCCUACAUAGGAAGGUUAUCAAUUACUAUUUGGAUCCUUCCACUCUUGACGCUGCCACUGCAAGCUUUCUUGCAGCCCCUGUAAUGGCAUAUGUUUCUGCCUAUGCAGCCCUCUACCCAAACCACAUACUACAAGAACACCAGGAACAACUGGAUCGGCUAUGCUCUCGCAUACUCGAGGCAUUCAAUAUUCCUUCUGCACAGUGGGCCCAUGGCGCUGUGCCAGUGGGAGACCUCGAUAUCUUAGCUUCCCUACCACGAGUAAUGUUAGUUGAAUCCGGCAAAAGAGGCCUGAACCCGCUACUUGCUAUUCCGUCCAAACCCUUACAUAUUGAGACACUGAUGUGCCUGGGGAAGAUAUUUCAUGGGCCACCACCCUCUGAAGACGCAAUGGAUAUAGAACAGGUGGUUAUCAAAGGCCCAAACCCCACAAGCUCCCGUGCUGAGGCGGCAGCCUCAAGGGUCCUCUACUUCCAGUAUCUGAACAGCCACCCCAGCUUCUGGUCAAAUAUUAUCGACGCUGCAGAGAUAAUAGCUAUGCAAGAUACCGCAAUAGCAUCUAUAAACCUGAUGAAGAGCGUUGUGACAGCCAACUGGGCUGUUCUCUCCUCAGCUGAUGAUGCAAGUGCAUUGACUUCAAGUCGGUUUGUACUACCAACGGAGGCUGUGGUUAGCCAACUUGGUCCCUCUGCACAAGGGAGUCUCCCUGUCAGUGGAACAUGGGCAUUACUUGUCCCACCAGCCUUGACCGUUGUUUUACCAUACCUUUUUAAGCAGCCCCCAUCCUACGCUAAUUUCGUUGCCGGGGGGGCUGGAGACACCGAGAGUGCUGUAUGGCGGAUUGCCACUACAAAAUAUGAUGCCCUUGUCGCCCUUCAGACGGCCGUUCAAAAAAUGGAGAGCUCUACUGGAAGCCUUGAUGAUAUUAAACGAACCUUAAAGAGAAGGGUAGCAGAGGGGCCCAUGGGUGCUCCAAACCAAAUUGGAAGCAGGAUUGAAGCACUCGAACUAUGA